Molecule: messenger RNA, 560 nt
Organism: Perca fluviatilis (European perch)
Lineage: Eukaryota; Metazoa; Chordata; Actinopteri; Perciformes; Percidae
Product: E3 ubiquitin-protein ligase Topors-like
Biological process (GO): protein polyubiquitination; protein monoubiquitination
Molecular function (GO): metal ion binding; ubiquitin protein ligase activity
Source: RefSeq, a predicted model, not a curated record
CUCAGGUGAUGGCGCCCACGCGGAUGAAGCUACGAGUCCGUCGGCGCGGCAACGCGGGCGCCGGCGCCAGCGACGACGCCGGCGGCGGCGGUCAACCGGAGGAAGAAGAGCGACGGCGAGAGAGCGGCGCCCGCACCAGCCGCAGGAAAAACGCCACCAACAACACCACCAGCAGCGCCUCAGCUACUCCCGCCACCGCCACGACCACGACGUCCUCGCCUCCCCCCCAGCGGGCGCCGCCGGCGGAGGACGCGUCCCCGGACUCCAAGUGCCCGAUCUGCCUGGACCGGUUCUCCAACGUGGCGUACCUGGACCGCUGCCUGCACCGGUUCUGCUUCCCGUGCGUGCAGGAGUGGUCGCGCAGCAAGCCCGAGUGCCCGCUCUGCAAGCAGCCCUUCGCCUCCAUCCUGCACUCCGUGGUCGCCGCCGACGACUUCAAGGAGUACACGCUGCGCCCGCCGCCGCCGACGCACGACGACAACGGCGGCGGCAGCGUGGCCGCCACGGUCGCCAUGGUAGCCGCCAGGAGGCCGGGCGGUGCCGCAGCGACCACCAGAUGA